AUGGUAGUCGAUAAAACUCUAUAUGAUGUACUUAAUGUCGAACCCAAUGCAUCGCAAGAAACAAUUUCAAAAGCUGUGAAAAGAAAAUCAUUAGAACAUCAUCCUGAUCGUGGUGGAAGUCAUGAAAUGAUGCAACAAGUAAAUGCAGCAAAAGAAAUCUUAACUGAUCCUGAAAAACGUGAAAUCUAUGAUCGAUAUGGAUUAAAAGGAAUGCAAUCGAGAAUGGAAAGAGAAGAUUUUCAAUUUCCAGGUUUUCACAAUGAUAUUUUUGAUAUAUUUAAUUUAUUUAAUCGUGGAUCAAAUCAUCAAAACACUGCUCAAACAAACGAGGGCGAUGAUAUAAAACAUAUUCUCCAAGUUUCUCUCGAAGAAUUGUAUUCGGGUAGUACAAGAGUUGCUGUCAUUGAACGUAAUAUUGUUUGUAACAAUUGUACAGGUUCGGGUUCUCGUAAUGGCAUUUCACGUGAAUGUACAAAUUGUCAUGGAACAGGAGUUGAAACAUCAAUGCAACGAAUAGGCCCAUUUGUCCAACAAAUAAGACGUGAAUGUUUGAUGUGUGAUGGAACUGGAAAUAUUAUCGAUUCAAAGAAUCAAUGUAAAGCAUGUUUUGGAAAAAAAAUUGUUCGAGAAGAAAAGAUCAUUGAAGUAAAUAUUGUACCUGGUAGUAGAAAUUCUGAAAUAAUUAGAUAUCCUGGUGAAGCUCAUCAAAUUCCAAAUGGAAUACCAGGAACAUUAUAUAUUAUACUUAAACAAGCAUCUCAUGAAAUUUUUACUCGAAAAGAUAAUGAUUUGUUAAUGAAUAUGGAUAUCAAUUUAACUGAAUGUUUAUGUGGUUUUCAACGUUUAAUUGAAUUAUUAGAUGGUCAUCAAAUUUUAAUUGAUCAUCCUGCAGGAAAACCUAUUUUACCGGAUAGUUUUCGUUGUUUGAAAGGUCAUGGAAUGCCAAAUAGACAUACACAUUCACAUGGAGAUUUGAUUAUUCAAUUUGAUGUCAAAUUUCCUGAUGAAAAUCAUUUUCAUUUAACUGAUAAUCAGCGUCAACAAUUAGAAUCAAUUCUUCCACCAAAGAAACGAGUUCAAUUGAACAGUACAGAUCGUUAUGAACGACCUGAAAUGGUUAAAUGUGAUAUGACGAGAGAAAACUUUCAAAAUGAUCAUCAGGAAGAAGAUGAAGACCAUGAUUUUGAUCAACAUCCAGAGAGUGUUCGCUGUCAACAGCAAUAA
Adineta steineri is the source of this 1224-nucleotide messenger RNA. The record is from the annotation of a GenBank genome assembly. Lineage: Eukaryota; Metazoa; Rotifera; Eurotatoria; Adinetida; Adinetidae.